AUGAUUACACAAGACCAAAUGCAGCAAGUGCAAAAGCGCUUGGCAGUUUAUCAACAGGGGAGUUACUUUGCAUCAUACCUAUCAUCCGUUGGACAAGUACAUGAGCUAUGCCAAGCCAUCUUGCUGGGGCAGCUCGACGAGGAGCACGCAUUCUCUCAAGAGGCAGUACAGAGACUGCGGGAUGACAUCAAGGUCAAGUACUUGGAGAAUAAGAUUAUGAUAGAAAGCGACAAGCUGCGCACGGAUCUGCAGGACAGCGCGGUGGAGACGGGAGUCGGGCUACUGAAAGAGCGGCUGCCAGAGCGUAUGGCCGCUGUGGAGGAGCUUGCCAAGGAAAUGGAAGUACGGAAUGCGCGGUUGCGACAGAUGACGAGAGAUGUGGAGGCGUUCAACAGAGAAACCCGGCAGCUCGCGACGAACGCGACGACGUUGCGCUGGGAGCGCAAGGAGUGGGAAAACCUGCUGGGGGUCGAGGAAUUCGGCCGGCUGCUCGAAUCUGGCAUAUUCCAACAGGAGCGCAGCGGUCUCUAUCUGGUCAAGGAGCGGUUGUUUGAGGGUGAGGAUGAGCUGCAGCGCAUCAACGCGCUCAUGAAGGCGGACAUUGAGCGGCUGAGCCGCGAGCUACAGCAAUACCAAGCCCGCUGGCUACAGAAUGCCGGGGUGCUCGAGCGGAUCGGCCAGAUCCUGGAACAGGAGACUCUCCUGCGGAAGGGAGGGCAGGCUAGCGAUGAUGUAGACAUGGAUGAAAAUGAUGGCAAUGAAGAGGACGAAGAGGACGAGGCUGACGACGAGAGCUUUGCGCGCCGGCUUGACGGCAGCGGCAGCAGCGAUAACGAGCUGGAUCACGAGUCUGAAGCGAUGGACACCUCGGAAAGCGAGUCGGAUAUGGAGUCACAGAAGCUGGAAGAGGAACGACCGGCAUCCGAUGCGCAGCUGUCGAACGCGGAGGAAGACAGUGCGAAGGCAGGCAGCGAGGGGCUGGAUGGGUCUAGUGAGCCACGCGGUUCACCGGCGCUAGCAGAUCCGGGCACACACAGGGAGGACAGCCCAGACCAGUCCGAUACAUAG
This is a messenger RNA of Eremothecium gossypii ATCC 10895, 1068 nucleotides long. It is a transcript of the gene MFT1, whose product is annotated as Mft1p. The record is from RefSeq and is marked provisional. NCBI's taxonomy places the organism in Eukaryota, Fungi, Ascomycota, Saccharomycetes, Saccharomycetales, Saccharomycetaceae. Bases 1 to 1068 code for a protein of 355 amino acids. Gene Ontology annotation, cellular component: THO complex part of transcription export complex. The transcript has a single exon. Gene Ontology annotation, biological process: mRNA processing.